This is a messenger RNA of Capsella rubella, 862 nucleotides long. Its product is annotated as 50S ribosomal protein L10, chloroplastic. Gene Ontology annotation, cellular component: large ribosomal subunit. Gene Ontology annotation, molecular function: structural constituent of ribosome. Gene Ontology annotation, biological process: translation. NCBI's taxonomy places the organism in Eukaryota, Viridiplantae, Streptophyta, Magnoliopsida, Brassicales, Brassicaceae. The transcript has a single exon. The record is from RefSeq and is a predicted model, not a curated record. The coding region runs from base 92 to 607 and encodes 171 amino acids.
GACAGAGAGCAGUGAGGAACCAACCCUAGCAUUUCGAAUCUCGAGCUGAGUUUCUUGUGGAUCGGAAUCAUCAGUAGCUCCGUAUAGAGCGAUGUCUAGCCUGAGAAGAGCCCUGCUCGUUGCAGGGAAGACGAGGAUCAACCUCGAGAACUGCCAUUUCAUCACGGGAAUCAACUACAACGGACUGAGCGUGAAGCAAUUACAAGAGCUCCGUGGGAUCCUCCGUGAAAACACAAACACGAAGCUCCUCGUGGCCAAGAACACCUUGGUGUACAAAGCCUUAGAAGGAACCAAAUGGGAAUCUCUGAAGCCAUGUAUGAAGGGUAUGAACGCUUGGCUCUUCGUUCAGUCUGAAGAUAUCCCUGCUGCGUUGAAGACCUUCAUCAAUUUCCAGAAAGAGAAGAAGCUCUUCGAUAACAACUUAGGCGGUGCCGUUUUCGAGGAGAAAUUGUACGCUCCCCAAGAUUACAAGGUCAUUGAGACUAUGCCAUCUCGCUCCGAUGUUUAUGGUAUGAUGCUCAGUUCUUUGCAUUGGCCGGCUUUAGAUCUCGUCAAUACGCUGCAGGAACCUACACCAACGGCGACAGAGAAUGAGACUGUUGCUUAGAGGAACUUUCCCAGUUUCUUAGAUCGAAAAAUUGCUUCAGCUGUCAGUCUAUUUUGUGUUUGUGCUUCCAGAUUAAACAUAAUAUUAUUGGAAUUCUCACUACCAAUUUGUUGCGGAUUACUCCAUUUUGAUUUUGAGCUUCGAUUUCAGAAUCAGUGUUUCUGGUUUUUUUGUUGGAGUGCAUUGAGCUUUGCUUAUCAUAUUCUGUUGUCUUCUAAGAAGAAUAAUGGUGAAAUAACAUCACUUGUUUGUGGA